This is a messenger RNA of Malassezia restricta, 156 nucleotides long. Its product is annotated as large subunit ribosomal protein L39e. Gene Ontology annotation, cellular component: cytosolic large ribosomal subunit; ribosome. Bases 1 to 156 code for a protein of 51 amino acids. The record is from RefSeq and is a predicted model, not a curated record. NCBI's taxonomy places the organism in Eukaryota, Fungi, Basidiomycota, Malasseziomycetes, Malasseziales, Malasseziaceae. Gene Ontology annotation, biological process: translation. The transcript has 3 exons. Gene Ontology annotation, molecular function: structural constituent of ribosome.
AUGCCUUCGCACAAGACGUUCCGUACCAAGGUCAAGCUGGCCAAGGCUGCCCGCCAGAACCGCUCGAUCCCCAACUGGUUCCGCAUGAAGACGGACAACAAGAUCCAGUACAACAAGAACCGCCGUCACUGGCGUCACACGAAGCUCUCGCUCUAA